CAUGAACUAGAGGCUAAAGCAAAUCAUAAACAUCCUCUGACAAUUUUGAGCACUGCACUUUGGACUUUGGACUUUGGAGGCGACAACAAUGGCGUUAUCAAUAUCAGCCACUCCACUUCGAGCUCCACUUUAUAAAUCACCUCCAAAACUUCCUUUACCCCAAACCUUUUCUCUCUCUCAUAAUAUAUAUAUUAAUCCCCUACUCAAAACUUCCCUUAAAUGUGUGGCAGCUCCACGUCAACUUAUUGUUCCUUGUUCUGCAAAUCGGCGCUCAUCAGAUAAUUCUGAAUUAGUUGGUGAAGAAGAUGAAGACAUAUCUUUUCGAAACAGAUUAACUCAAGCUGUGUUGUGGGUUAUGGAAGGCGUCUACAUUCUGUGGCUCUUUUUGCUUCCUUAUGCUCCUGGAGAUCCUGUAUGGGCUAUCAGUUCUGACACCAUCAAUUCUCUUGUGGGCCUUUCUUUGAACUUUUUCUUCAUCUUGCCGAUAACGAAUUCUGUUGGUAUUCAUGCUAUGGAAGCCCCAGUUCUUCACCCAAUGUCAGAAGGGCUCUUCAACUUUGUUGUGGGAUGGACCUUCAUGUUUGCUCCUCUGCUGUACACUGAUUUUAAGAAUGACAGAUACAAGGGAUCCCUUGAUGUAUUAUGGGGACUUCAGAUGUUCCUGACAAACACAUUCUUAAUACCCUACAUGGCUAUCAGACUAAAUGAUGCUGACGUGAGUGACUACCCAAGAAAGGCCUCUCAACUGGGUAGUGUUAUGGUCAAAGGUGCGCCUGUAGUUGGUUUGAUUGGUGGGCUUGUGUGUGCGAUAUCUGUUCUAUGGUCUCUGUAUGGAAGAAUGGAUGGCGAUUUUGGAAGUUUAAGUGACCGCUGGAAUUUCUUGUUAAAUUAUCUAGGAUCCGAGAGGCUGGCUUAUGCAUUUAUCUGGGAUAUUGUUCUUUACAUGAUAUUCCAGCCUUGGUUGAUUGGUGGAAACCUAGCAAAUGUUGCACAAAACAGAAUUGUGUUCGUCAAUUACGUUAGAUAUAUACCGGUUGUUGGCUUGCUUGCUUAUCUUCUUUGUCUGAAAAGAGAGGGAGUUGUAGAGCAGCUUGAAUGAUUUAAUUAGGAAAAUAGCUCACUUGCAGGAGUAUUUAUAUCUAAAUUAUCCUCUUACACAUUGUAGUCAAAUCUGCUGGGACAGAUUCUCCUCAAAAAACAAAAACAAGCUGCUGGGACAGACAUUGUUGUAAUAGUUUCCAAUAGUCAUGGUACUUGAGAAUCGCUGAUGACAAAAAAAUUUCAUGCUUCUGUAACCUACCAAUGAUAAAAAGAAAAUGGAUUUAUUUGUUUCAUAUUCA
Molecule: messenger RNA, 1340 nt
Organism: Beta vulgaris subsp. vulgaris (sugar beet)
Lineage: Eukaryota; Viridiplantae; Streptophyta; Magnoliopsida; Caryophyllales; Amaranthaceae
Exons: 5
Coding region: 89-1099 (336 amino acids)
Source: RefSeq, a predicted model, not a curated record